AUGCGCAUCGACUGCGUCGGACUCUUGAUUGCCGCUGCUAUCUUGGCAGGUCCAAGUUUCUCGGAGAUAUCCGGUUCCAACUUGGUGCGGUUUCACACCGGUCACUCUACUACCGAUGACAAAAGUGGCAUCCCUGGUAAUCGGGUGCUGCAAACGACCGGCGCCAUGAAUGGGGAAGAGAGGGCGCCGGGAUCAAGUGGGAUAACGUCGUUUAUGAAAACUAUUGAGAGGGAAAUCCCAGUGCUACUCAGUGCGAACUCACAUGCCGUAUCUGGCAGCACGUUCACUGAACAAGUUCGGGCUGGGCUACAACAUCUGGAUGACGGUAUUGUAUCGCUCUAUGCCGAAGGUCUAAAAGGGAAUCAUGUACUGUGUCGAAUGGUGGCGAAGAUGCUUUCUAGCGGACCGGGCGGAGUGCGCAUGGUGGAAGGGCUGAUUCAAGCCUUCGGCAGGAAGCAAGCAGCCGAAUUGUUAGAGAAGGCAGCAAAAGGGCUGGUUGUUCCUGAAAGAGCUGAUCAACAUAUGCUCAUUAGGCAAGCAAUCACGGAUCCUCAAAUAGCAUACCCUGGACCUUUGUAUAUGCUGAAGAAUUCCGUCAAGGCGUGGAACGCGGAGCAUUCGGAACAUCUUACGAUGCUUCAAUUUCUGUUGCAAGCCUAUGGUGAUGUAGCCGAACUGGCGCUCGAUUUGUCGCUUGCGACGAAGAUUAAUCCCGACGAUGGCCUAGCAAAGCAGUUGCAGAAUGAGAUAUUGAUGGCCUGGCUGGACAAAAAACAGUCCAUCGAUUACGUCUAUGCUAUGUUGGAGCAGCCCGAAUCUGGUGUGACGGGGGUGAAGUUUGAGAACAUGGACAUGUUGCACCAAUACAUUGAAUUACACAACGAGAAAUAUCGCGGCAACGUAGAUAUAGUCACAUAUCUACGACGGAAGUCGCUCGGCGACAUCGAAAUCGCCCAGAUGAUAUGGGAUGCAAGGAAAAGGUCCCUGUACUUCAUCGAGAUGUUAAAACAUCUUAUUCGGCAGUGGCAGAUUGACAGUCAUUCACCCAUAAGUAUUGCUGGCAAGUUGCUUGAGGCAGGAAUCGAUGAGUCUAUGGUACUUUUGAUACUAGUAUCCGUCUGUCAUGGCGUCUCACAUCUCGCGCGCGCAUUGUCGGUGGCUAAGAUGGAUCCAGCAACAAAACUUACGGCGAAGCGGUUGCAAACAAAGAUGAUAAUGACCUGGCUGCCCCGUGAUCAACCCUUUGCUGCUGUCUACGGCAUCCUGAAGCCGCGCGAGUCGAGUACGACAGGCAUCGUCUUCCAAAACUUGGACACGCUGGUCGAAUACGCUGCAGCGCACAACGCAGUACCUUCUAACACCAAGAUCGACGUAUUUGCGUUUCUACGAGAGAAACAUUUUGAUGACGUCGAACUCGUGCGGAUGAUACUGGAUUUGAGGACAAUGUCCCCCAACAACGCUGUUACAAUUCUGGAACGUCUUUUUGAGCAAUGGCGGAUCGAGCACACAUUGCCCAUAGAUAUCGCCCACCAGUUCUUAGCGGCUGGAUUUGACGAGACCACGGUGCUGUCGUUGCUGGAGAAAUUCUGUGGCAGCAUAUCUAGCCUUGCGCGCGCUCUGUCGGUAGCGAAGAUUGAUCCCGCCACAAAGCAUACGGUAGAUGUUAUGCAGAGUCAGCUGAUGUUGACCUGGCUGCCCCGUGAUCAACCCUUUGCUGCUGUCUACGACAUCCUGAAGCCGCCCGAGUCGAGUACGACAGGUCUCGUCUUCCAAAACUUGGACACGCUGGUCGAAUACGCUGCAGCGCACAACGCAGUGCCUUCUAACACCAAGAUCGACGUAUUUGCGUUUCUACGAGAGAAACAUUUUGAUGACGUCGAACUCGUGCGGAUGAUACUGGAUUUGUGGACAAUGUCCCCCAACAACGCUGUUACAAGUUUGGAACAUCUUGUUCGGUUAUGGCAGGCCGAACGAAAAUCGGCCAUAGAUAUCGCCCACCAGUUCUUAGCGGCUGGAUUUGACGAGACCACGGUGCUGUCGUUGCUGGAGAAAUUCUGUGGCAGCAUAUCUAGCCUUGCGCGCGUUCUGUCGGCAGCGAAGAUUGAUCCUGCCACAAAGCAUACGGUAGAUGUUAUGCAGAGUCAGCUGAUGUUGACCUGGUUGAUCGAAGGUCAUACCAUUGAUAUCGUCUACAACAUCCUGAAGCCGUCCGAGUUGAGUACGACAGGUCUCGUCUUCGAAAACUUGGACACGCUGGUCGAAUACGCUGCAGCGCACAACGCAGUGCCUUCUAACACCAAGAUCGACGUAUUUGCGUUUCUACGAGAGAAACAUUUUGAUGACGUCGAACUCGUGCGGAUGAUACUGGAUUUGAGGACAAUGUCCCCCAACAACGCUGUUACAAUUCUGGAACGUCUUUUUGAGCAAUGGCGGAUCGAGCACACAUUGCCCAUAGAUAUCGCCCACCAGUUCUUAGCGGCUGGAUUUGACGAGACCACGGUGCUGUCGUUGCUGGAGAAAUUCUGUGGCAGCAUAUCUAGCCUUGCGCGCGCUCUGUCGGUAGCGAAGAUUGAUCCCGCCACAAAGCAUACGGUAGAUGUUAUGCAGAGUCAGCUGAUGUUGACCUGGCUGCCCCGUGAUCAACCCUUUGCUGCUGUCUACGACAUCCUGAAGCCGCCCGAGUCGAGUACGACAGGUCUCGUCUUCCAAAACUUGGACACGCUGGUCGAAUACGCUGCAGCGCACAACGCAGUGCCUUCUAACACCAAGAUCGACGUAUUUGCGUUUCUACGAGAGAAACAUUUUGAUGACGUCGAACUCGUGCGGAUGAUACUGGAUUUGUGGACAAUGUCCCCCAACAACGCUGUUACAAGUUUGGAACAUCUUGUUCGGUUAUGGCAGGCCGAACGAAAAUCGGCCAUAGAUAUCGCCCACCAGUUCUUAGCGGCUGGAUUUGACGAGACCACGGUGCUGUCGUUGCUGGAGAAAUUCUGUGGCAGCAUAUCUAGCCUUGCGCGCGUUCUGUCGGCAGCGAAGAUUGAUCCUGCCACAAAGCAUACGGUAGAUGUUAUGCAGAGUCAGCUGAUGUUGACCUGGUUGAUCGAAGGUCAUACCAUUGAUAUCGUCUACAACAUCCUGAAGCCGUCCGAGUUGAGUACGACAGGUCUCGUCUUCGAAAACUUGGACACGCUGGUCGAAUACGCUGCAGCGCACAACGCAGUGCCUUCUAACACCAAGAUCGACGUAUUUGCGUUUCUACGAGAGAAACAUUUUGAUGACGUCGAACUCGUGCGGAUGAUACUGGAUUUGAGGACAAUGUCCCCCAACAACGCUGUUACAAUUCUGGAACGUCUUUUUGAGCAAUGGCGGAUCGAGCACACAUUGCCCAUAGAUAUCGCCCACCAGUUCUUAGCGGCUGGAUUUGACGAGACCACGGUGCUGUCGUUGCUGGAGAAAUUCUGUGGCAGCAUAUCUAGCCUUGCGCGCGCUCUGUCGGUAGCGAAGAUUGAUCCCGCCACAAAGCAUACGGUAGAUGUUAUGCAGAGUCAGCUGAUGUUGACCUGGCUGCCCCGUGAUCAACCCUUUGCUGCUGUCUACGACAUCCUGAAGCCGCCCGAGUCGAGUACGACAGGUCUCGUCUUCCAAAACUUGGACACGCUGGUCGAAUACGCUGCAGCGCACAACGCAGUGCCUUCUAACACCAAGAUCGACGUAUUUGCGUUUCUACGAGAGAAACAUUUUGAUGACGUCGAACUCGUGCGGAUGAUACUGGAUUUGUGGACAAUGUCCCCCAACAACGCUGUUACAAGUUUGGAACAUCUUGUUCGGUUAUGGCAGGCCGAACGAAAAUCGGCCAUAGAUAUCGCCCACCAGUUCUUAGCGGCUGGAUUUGACGAGACCACGGUGCUGUCGUUGCUGGAGAAAUUCUGUGGCAGCAUAUCUAGCCUUGCGCGCGUUCUGUCGGCAGCGAAGAUUGAUCCUGCCACAAAGCAUACGGUAGAUGUUAUGCAGAGUCAGCUGAUGUUGACCUGGUUGAUCGAAGGUCAUACCAUUGAUAUCGUCUACAACAUCCUGAAGCCGUCCGAGUUGAGUACGACAGGUCUCGUCUUCGAAAACUUGGACACGCUGGUCGAAUACGCUGCAGCGCACAACGCAGUGCCUUCUAACACCAAGAUCGACGUAUUUGCGUUUCUACGAGAGAAACAUUUUGAUGACGUCGAACUCGUGCGGAUGAUACUGGAUUUGAGGACAAUGUCCCCCAACAACGCUGUUACAAGUUUGGAACAUCUUGUUCGGUUAUGGCAGGCCGAACGAAAAUCGGCCAUAGAUAUCGCCCACCAGUUCUUAGCGGCUGGGUAUGAUGAGUCCACGGUGCACUCGGUGCUGUCGCAAGUGUACGGUAUUGUGGCUGGCCAACAUCGCGCGCACCAGCAGCUAAGAUAG
Messenger RNA from Hyaloperonospora brassicae, 4443 nucleotides. The record is from the annotation of a GenBank genome assembly. Lineage: Eukaryota; Oomycota; Peronosporomycetes; Peronosporales; Peronosporaceae.